This is a messenger RNA of Alnus glutinosa, 1050 nucleotides long. Its product is annotated as G-type lectin S-receptor-like serine/threonine-protein kinase LECRK2. The coding region runs from base 1 to 1050 and encodes 349 amino acids. The transcript has a single exon. The record is from RefSeq and is a predicted model, not a curated record. NCBI's taxonomy places the organism in Eukaryota, Viridiplantae, Streptophyta, Magnoliopsida, Fagales, Betulaceae.
AUGAGGCUAGUUCACUGGUCUUGCCCAAUUGCCGGAACCCAAUUCAUUCUGGGAAUGGCUUUUCUUCUCCCUCACCUUCUCGUUUCCUUACUAAUUGUUCUACCAAUUUCCGCCGUUGCUCAAAAUAACGGUAAUAUAACCGUCGGCCGAUCUCUCACAGCAACCGACAACAGCUCUUCAUGGCUAUCUCCUUCUGGCGAUUUUGCCUUUGGAUUUCGUCCACUCAACGAGAACAAUGAUCUCUUCCUGCUUUCCAUCUGGUUUGCUAAGAUACCCGACAAAACUAUAGUUUGGUAUGCAAACGGCGAUAAGCCUGCCCCGAGGGGAUCAAAAGUGGAGCUAACUGCUGACCGUGGGCUAGUUCUACUAAGCCCUCAAGACGAAGAGUUAUGGAAAAUUGACACCUUUAUUGGUACGGUAGCCUAUGGUGUUAUGAGCAACACAGGCAACUUUGCAGUUGAAGAUAGCAGCUUUAAUAAGAUAUGGGAGAGCUUCCGGGAUCCCGCUGACACGUUGUUGCCUACACAAAUCAUGGAAAAAGGAGGGUUGGUUUCUUCUCGACAAUCAGAAACCAACUUUUCCAAAGGAAGAUAUCAGCUUCGUUUGCUACAAGACGGGAAUCUUGUGCUUAAUACCAUAAACCUUCCGACCACCUAUGCCAAUGAAGCCUAUUAUCAAAGUCAUACGGCUGCUGAUUAUGCUCCUAAUUUGUUAAGUCCCGGUAGACAAUUGGUCUUCAACGAGUCAGGAAACAUUUAUAUUUUGAGAGAGAAUAAUCAACAAUUCCCUCUAGCACCGGGAAAGGCACGCUCAGCCGAUGAUUUUUACUUUCGAGCCACCCUCAACUUUGAUGGAGUUUUCACGCUAUAUUCUCACCCAAGGAAUUCCGGCAGCGAUGGAAGCUGGACUCCUCUCUGGUCUGAGCCAGAAGAUAUCUGUCUUUUCAGUUUGCUUGCCUCGGGCCUUGGGGUUUGUGUGUAUAACAAUAUUUGUGGGCCGAAGGCAGAUGGAACGCCUAUGUGUCAACCCCCAGAUUACGAAUGGAAAUGA